AUGUUUAAUUUAAGUAAACAAUUGGGAGUCAAGUUACCUUUGACUAUUCCCACGUCGAUUAUGGCGGUGAAUGGAAACGGAGUCGGAGUCCAAAGUUCCAUAAAGAGAAAUCUCACCAACAACAAUAACAACGACAGCAAGAACCAGCGAUUAGCUAUCAAACAUUAUCAAAAUCUUUGCCAUAAACGUUUGUCGUCCUCCUCAAGUGGAAGCAGUCCGAAUUCUGAACCCAAUCAAAUGAAGCGUUUGGCAGGAAAAGUUGCUGUGGUCACCGCCUCCACCGAUGGAAUUGGGUUUGCCAUAGCAAAACGUCUAGCGGAGGACGGAGCAGCCGUGGUUAUUAGCAGCCGUAAGCAAAAAAAUGUGGAUAAUGCCUUAGCCGAGCUAAGGAAACUUAAUCUUAAUGUUCAUGGCCUGAAAUGUCAUGUUAGUGACGCUCAGGAUCGGAAGGAGUUGUUUGAACAAACCAUUAGUAAAUAUGGCAAAUUGAAUAUAUUGAUUAGCAAUGCCGCCACCAAUCCGGCAGUGGGUGGCGUCCUCGAAUGUGAUGAACAAGUGUGGGAUAAGAUAUUCGAUGUUAAUGUAAAGAGCUCCUAUAUGUUGGCAAAAGAGGCAUUGCCCUAUCUGAGGCAGCAGAAGGCAUCCAGCAUUGUCUUUGUCUCAUCCAUAGCAGGCUACGAUGCAUUUGAGCUCUUGGGCGCCUAUUCGGUAAGCAAAACUGCUUUAAUUGGCCUUACCAAGGCUGCCGCCAAGGAUUUGGCCCCCGAAGGUAUUCGUGUCAAUUGUCUAGCGCCCGGCGUAAUUAAGACAAAAUUCUCGAGAGCCUUGUAUGAGGAUGAGUCGGCCAAUGAGGCAGCUUUGUCCAAAAUUCCCAUGGGUCGUUUGGGCACUAGCGAGGAAAUGGCUGGAGUAGUCUCUUUUCUAGUCUCCGAAGAUGCUGGCUACAUCACUGGAGAGUCUAUAGUGGCUGGUGGCGGUAUGACGGCACGUCUAUAAGGCAAUUCAUUUAGGAUGUGUUUUUUGUUUUGUUUUGCAUACAUUUACAAUUUGCUUAUGAGCUAGUGAAUAUAAAUUUAUAACAAUGA
Molecule: messenger RNA, 1085 nt
Organism: Drosophila willistoni
Lineage: Eukaryota; Metazoa; Arthropoda; Insecta; Diptera; Drosophilidae
Gene: Dhrs4
Product: dehydrogenase/reductase SDR family member 4
Exons: 3
Coding region: 1-996 (331 amino acids)
Molecular function (GO): carbonyl reductase (NADPH) activity
Source: RefSeq, a predicted model, not a curated record